Molecule: messenger RNA, 1561 nt
Organism: Carassius gibelio (silver crucian carp)
Lineage: Eukaryota; Metazoa; Chordata; Actinopteri; Cypriniformes; Cyprinidae
Product: adhesion G-protein coupled receptor G7-like
Exons: 10
Coding region: 1-1485 (494 amino acids)
Biological process (GO): adenylate cyclase-activating G protein-coupled receptor signaling pathway; cell surface receptor signaling pathway
Cellular component (GO): membrane
Molecular function (GO): G protein-coupled receptor activity
Source: RefSeq, a predicted model, not a curated record
AUGAGCAACAUUAACUCUAGUGUACUGGUGCAACCAAACCUGGUGGUGCAAAGCAUCAAGUUGUCACAGUGGACCCCCCAAGUGCAAUUCUACGCUGCAACAGGACUGUCAGAGUAUUCUCCUGAAAGAAGUCGUCUGGGUCCAGACGCUGCUAACAUGGCAUCCUCUUCAGGACGUCCCGUUGAUCUCAUGUUAAAUAUCAAAAUGCAGAAUGAUUCCCAGAAAGACUGGGGGAACAGAAAUCUCAGUAUUGGAGUGGUGCUUUAUGAAAACGAUCAGUUUUUCAACUCAAAACUAUUUAAUAGUGAACUCAAUACCAAGAGAAGGGUGGUGUCGGCCAGUCUGUCAGACAGAAGCUUGCUUGAUAACGUGGAGUUCACCAUCAGGCCAGAGAAUACAUCCGGCUCAACAUCCUACGACUUUGCAUGUGUGUUUUGGGAUUACACUCACAGAGACUGGAGAACAGAGGGCUGCAUCAAAAUACGUGAUCCCAAUGGAAUGCACUGUGAAUGUAACCACACCACCAACUUUGCAGUUCUUGUGAGCUUUAGAGCAGACUACACUUAUUCUGAAGCUUUAAACUGGAUCAGCAUUGUGGGAUGCAGUCUGUCUAUUGUGGGUUUGGUCCUCACCGCAGUUUAUCAAAUUAAGACCAGGAAACAGAGAGGAGCCAACUCCACUAUGCUCUUGGUGAACAUCUGUUUGUGCAUGACCACCUACUACCUGCUCUUCAUUUUUGGGAUCAACAACCCGGUCCAGAACUCAAAGGCAUCUGUUUCAGAGCAGAACGUUAUUCCUUCUUCAGAUGUGCAGGAGAAUGUCGAUCAGGGUCCUUGUACAGCAAUCACAGCUCUGUUGCAGUACUUCCUGCUGGCCACGUUUGCCUGGAACAUCCUGUAUGCAGCUCAUGUGUUUUUCCUCAUUAGAAAUGCCCUCAACGGUCCGCCCCGAGCUUUCCGCACCAUCGCCAUGACAGUCGGCUGGGGUCUGCCUGCUGUUAUUGUCGGCGUCUCACUGUCCACCACCUACAGCUUUAGGAACCCUUUAGGUUAUCGACAAGAGCAGUUUUGUUGGUUGGCGUCUCUGGACAAGGCGGGAAGGUUUGAUCCGAAGCGGCCGAUGUUGUGGGGUUUCUUGCUCCCUCUAGCGGUCAUGUUGUGUUUUAACACAUCUCUGCUUGUCUACUUCUCUCAAACCAUCUGCUGUGCGAAUCCCAACCUCAAGAGCUCACGAGGGACUCCUAUGAAGAAGAAGAUUUUGAGUAGUUUCUCUCUGGCUGUGGUGCUCGGUUUGUCCUGGAUCGUUGGUUACUUUGUGCUCAUCACUCAUGACAAAACACUUUACAUCAUUCUCAGUGUGGUCUUCUGUCUCUGCAACACGACACAGGGUGUUCAGAUUUUCCUUUUAUUCACACUGCAGUCUUAUCUAAAGACAAGGACUCGACAUAAACUGGAUUCUAAGAAUGAAUCAAAGGGGGGACCUUAAAAAUAAUGGACACAAAAAGAGGACAACAGACAAUAUUAUAUACAUUUUUGUGGUAGAAAACCAUUUGUCUGUUGAC